Molecule: messenger RNA, 2640 nt
Organism: Penicillium cosmopolitanum
Lineage: Eukaryota; Fungi; Ascomycota; Eurotiomycetes; Eurotiales; Aspergillaceae
Exons: 3
Coding region: 1-2640 (879 amino acids)
Biological process (GO): proteolysis
Cellular component (GO): cell wall; cytosol; membrane
Molecular function (GO): serine-type endopeptidase activity; tripeptidyl-peptidase activity
Source: RefSeq, a predicted model, not a curated record
AUGGCCCCUCUCUGGCCAUGGCUGGGCGCGUUCCUAGCAGCACUUCCGGUGGCUCUGGCUGGCCACGGUGACCCCAUCGCGCAGAAGUACAUUGUCGAGUUUGCCAACUCCCAGACUUCAUCUGCAAGCUUCCUGUCUACUCUAAACAAACACGGCAUUCAAGCAACUCUUAACCAUGACCUGUCUUUCGAUCUCUUCCACGGUGGUUCAUUCACUCUCGAGGAUGACAAGAACGAAGCUGCCGUUAUUAAACAGAUCUCUUCAUGGGCUGCAGUGAAGAAGGUGUCCCCCGUCAGGGAGUUGGAACAACCCAAGAGUGAAGUUUCGAGUGUAGCGCACAACUCUCAUGCCCGCCGCUCUGCUAGCUCUCACGGUUUCCGUCGCCGUGAUACCGCGGGUCACGAAAGCAACGACUAUCCUCACAUUAUGACCGGUGUUGACAAACUGCGCCAGGAAGGCUACCUGGGAACUGGUAUCAAAGUGGUUGUUAUUGACACGGGUAUUGAUUAUACGCAUCCCGCCCUUGGUGGCUGCUUUGGAAAGGGCUGCCUGGUUGAAUUCGGCUGGAAUUUCUUGGACAACACCACUGACCCGUAUGAAGGCCAUUCCGGCCACGGAACUCACACUUCUGGAUUGAUUGCUGCUCAGAGCAACCCCUACGGGUUCACUGGUGUGGCCCCGAACGUGACUCUUGGUCAUUACAAGAUCCUUGGAAAACAAAAGGUGACAUACAGCACUGACAUCAUCACCGCCGCGUUUAAGAGAGCGUACGAAGACAAGGUCGACAUCAUCUCUGCCUCUUUUGGUAGUUACAAGGGCUGGAGUGACGAGCCAUUCGGACAAACAGUCCAGAGGCUGGCCGAAGCUGGUAUUCCCUCCUUCAUCGCCGCUGGUAACGACGGAGCCAGCGGCGUGUUCCUGGGCUCCAACGGUAUCGACAACCCUGCUGGAGUUGGCAUUGGAUCCUUCAACAACAAGUAUAGUCCUCUGCUGCUCACUGGCGCUACAUACCACACCUCCAACGGUACUCAGCAGUUCGGCUGGCAGCCGGCGGCUAGCCACGACUUCAAGAACGGCACCUAUGGCCUGUACCCUGGCAGCCUUAACACAUCUAUCGUCAAUGAUUCCUGCGAGCCGUGGACCGGAACCCACCCCGACCUCUCCGACAAGAUUGUUCUGAUCCGCUAUGGUGGCUGUAGCAGUCGAGUUCAGCAGGCUAAUGCUAUCCAGGCCGGAGCGAAGAACAUCCUGAUCUACCUCAACGAGCCUGGUACCUACGAGUUUUCUGCUGUGAACGACAGCCUGAGUGGGUAUGGAAUGCUCUCCGCCCAGACUGGCGAGAAAUUCGUCAACCUGGUCGCAUCUGGCGCCGAUGUCACUCUGAAUAUGACCAGUGCCGAGUUUGCAAAGACCAUCUUCAUUAACGAGACCAACCCUCAGUCCGGCGGCCAGAUCAGUGAAUUCACCCAGUGGGGUCCUAGCAAUGAGAUUCUUCCAUCGACCGCUGUCUCUGGAGUGGGUGGAUUUAUGCUGUCGACCUGGCCUCUCCCUGAGGGUGGCUAUGCUAUCGAGAGUGGUACCUCUAUGGCCACUCCCUACGUGGCUGGUUGCGUUGCUCUUUUGAUGGAGGCUCGCGGUAAGGGCAAGGUCAGUCCCGCCGAGAUCAAGGCUCUGCUGUCCACCACUGCCAACCCCAAUGUCUUCCAUGACGGUGUCACCGCUUCACCUUUCCUAGGAUCUGUUGCCCAACAGGGUGGCGGUCUGAUCGAUGCCUACAAGUUUGUGCACGCCACUACCAAGUUCAACAUCAGCACCAUCUCGUUCAAUGACACCCAGCAUAUCGCCCCGGCCUAUAUCCGCAUCAACAACACCGAUUCAUCGCCCCGUGUUUACACUAUCGGCCACGUCGGCGCCGCCACUGUCUUCACACUCGACGGCAACAGCACUAUCCCCAAGGAGAACAAGCUUGGUAAUUUCGUCAAUCGCACCAGCCAGGGCGCCUCGCUUGAGUUCAGCUCAUCCAGCGUUAGCGUCCCUGCUGGUGAGUCUGCUGUCCUCAAGGUCACUGCUACACCCCCUAAGGGUCUCGACUCGCGCCUGAUCCCUGUCUACAGCGGAUACAUCACUUUCAACGGCACUUCAUCCAGCGAUUCUUUCUCCGUUCCUUAUCUGGGUGUUGCCACCGACAUGCGCAACGUUACUAUCAUGGACACCAAGGACGGUAACAACGUCCUGACCGAUAGCAGCACCAAGGAGCCUGUGAAGGCCGACCACCAAUUCAUUGUGUCAAACCAGAACGCCACAUCAGAGCAGGCCAACACCACCUACCCCGUUUUCGCACCCAUUCUCUCCAUGGGUACGGAUCUGCUCCUCGUUGGCGUUAAGUCAGCGAAGGGUGGCCCCAUUCUCUUGAUUUCCGAGCAGACUGCCCUUGCCAGAACUGUUGAUGGGAUCAGCACUGCCCCUACUGUUACUUCCUGGCAGGGUCAACUUGCCAACGGCUCGUAUGUUCCGGAAGGCAACUACACUAUGAUUGUGCGUGCUCUUAAGAUCUUCGGUGACCGUCACAGCUCGAAGGGCUACGAGACCAUUCGCAGUGUCAACUUUGGCAUCACCUACGCUCCCCUUGAGGAUAACUAA